This is a messenger RNA of Branchiostoma floridae (Florida lancelet), 3033 nucleotides long. RefSeq names its product frizzled-4-like. The transcript has a single exon. The record is from RefSeq and is a predicted model, not a curated record. Gene Ontology annotation, cellular component: plasma membrane. Bases 506 to 2140 code for a protein of 544 amino acids. Gene Ontology annotation, molecular function: Wnt-protein binding; Wnt receptor activity. Gene Ontology annotation, biological process: canonical Wnt signaling pathway; non-canonical Wnt signaling pathway. Lineage: Eukaryota; Metazoa; Chordata; Leptocardii; Amphioxiformes; Branchiostomatidae.
AUUUUCAAUGGAUGUUUAAUCUGUGCAAUUGAUUUAUAGAAAGCCUUUGCUGUUAGCUGUGUGUGAGUGAACGGUCCCGCAGUGUUCUUAGGUUACCUGGACUGAAAGCUGUACAGACCCGAGCCGCGCCAAUCGCGUGGCACUGUUUCGUGUCAACACAGUCUAUUUGCAUUGUUGGGGAGGGGACUCGUUAACCAAAUAGCCCACAUGAUUGGCUCAGCAUGGGUUGUUACCCGAUCUGUCGGCUAUUUGGAGGCCCCGUUUUGCAAGCAGCCGGGAGAAGUUGACAAGAGGUGGCAGUUGGGUUGGAGACUUGCUGGUUUGGAGGAGGAAAUGCUUUUCUUUCCCCGCUGGGUUCACCUUGUAAAGUUGCCGGGAAUGUUCUCCCGCUGAAUACGGCGUGCUCGGAGUUCACCCUAGUCCCGUUUUAGCUGCGUGUUCUACUGAGACCGUUACCCAGGGAAGGACUGUAGCUGGUACUGCUGACAAAAAGAGACGAGCAAACAUGACGGGCGGCGUUGUUUACUCUGUGCUGAGGUGCUGCUUGCUGGUAAUGGCUCUGUACUGGGAGCGGGCGGACUCUACUGGCUACACCAGCGGUCAGUACAGUUGCGAUCCCAUUCGAAUCGACAUGUGCAACAACCUGGGCUACAACGUCACCCGCAUGCCCAACCUAGUCGGGCACGACAUGCAGCAAGACGCCGAGCUCCAACUGCAAACCUUCACGCCUCUCAUCCAAUAUGGCUGCUCUUCGCAGCUUCAGUUCUUCCUCUGUUCGGUUUACGUGCCCAUGUGUACCGAGAAGGUUCCAAUCCCCAUAGGACCGUGCCAGAGCAUGUGUCUGUCGGUGAAAAGACGCUGCGAGCCCGUCUUGAAGGAGUUCGGCUUCCCCUGGCCCCCGACUCUCAACUGUUCCAAGUUUCCGCUCCAAAACGACCACAACACCAUGUGCAUGGAAGGGCCCGGGGACGAUGAAGUCAAUCUGGCGGACGGAAGCGCGGGGAAUGAGCGGCGAGGCGGCGGCCCGACCACCCCAGACGGUAACGGGAACAGUCUCCACGCGGAAAGCUGUGGCGGACCCAACGACGACAGUUACAUGUACGUAAAAAGAACGGACUCGUGCGCGCUCAAGUGUGGAGUGGAGUACGGCAACUUCACUCCCGAAGAGAAGCGGUUCGCCGAUAUCUGGAUGGCCGUCUGGGCUGGACUGUGUUUCCUGUCCACCAUGUUUACGGUCCUAACGUUUCUGAUCGACACCGCCCGUUUCCGCUACCCAGAAAGACCCAUCAUCUUUCUAUCCAUGUGCUACAACAUCUACAGCAUUGCGUACAUCGUGAGGUUAGUUGUAGGCAGGAAAGCCAUCUCGUGUGACUCUGAAGACGGACAAGCUUUCCUUAUUCAACAAGGACUUGAAAACACAGGCUGUGCGAUCGUCUUUCUCUUCCUAUACUUCUUCGGUAUGGCGUCUUCGAUCUGGUGGGUAAUUCUAACCCUCACCUGGUUUCUGUCCGCGGGACUGAAAUGGGGACACGAAGCGAUAGAAAUGCAUAGCAGCUAUUUCCACCUGGCUACCUGGUCAAUCCCAGCCAUUAAAACUAUAGUCAUUUUUGUCAUGAAGCAAGUGGAUGCAGACGAGUUGACCGGACUUUGUUUUGUCGGCAAUCAGAAUUUAGACGCGCUCACAGGGUUCGUUGUAGCACCGCUGUUCACUUACCUAGUGGUCGGGACAUCGUUUCUUCUAGCUGGGUUUGUCUCGCUGUUCCGCAUCCGAAAUUUCAUGAAAAAUGACGGCACCAAAACGGACAAGCUAGAGCGAUUGAUGGUGAAGAUUGGAGUAUUCAGUGUGCUGUACACGGUCCCUGCCACAUGUGUCAUUGCCUGCUACUUCUACGAACACUCCAACAGAGAACUGUGGAGGUACUCAUCUGCAAAACCCAACAUCGAACUCUACAUGUUGAAGAUUUUCAUGUCUCUCGUGGUCGGGAUCACGAGUAGCAUGUGGAUUUGGUCAGCAAAAACCGUCAGUUCCUGGGCAAAUUGCACAAGAAGACUGUGUAAUAAUUCCAAGUCAGGGGAAAACACUCCCAGACCAAACGGACUGACACUGAAACCAGGAGGAGGCAAGGAAAGUGCGGUAUGAGAUUCCUCACAAUCUUUUUGUGUGUAACAGAGAACCCCAAAAGUCUAUAUACUUUAACUGUGUCUAGAAAUGUGUCCAGUUGAGAAUUCCUAACAACUUGUUGAUUUGUCGGACCUAUGUGUCUAUCACGGGUAGAGUAAAUAAAGCAGGGAGCCAGUCUUAGAUGUUUUUUUCUGUUCAUCCAAACCUAUUUCAGAAACUUAGUCCAUGUAUAAAGCAAUAUAUUCUGAUUCUUCCUAUCAAAAGGAACAAAAAUCACACUUUUAUACUGUUAAAUCAAGUUAUGUGCCAACUACCAAGACAAUUUUUUCGGGCCUCGAAAACAUAUUUUGUACGAAAACUUGAUAACCGAGGCCUGUCUGUAUGUUGUAUUGUACAGAGAGAGAUUUUAGAGUUGUAAUUUUGAAGAUGUAAUGUUGAUACUUGUAAAAAUAUGAUUCGUGUCUGUAUUAAUGAACUCAGUUGAGACAGUAGAGAUUAGAUUAUCACUGUAUGAUAUACGUAACAGUUUAUGUCUAUGAUUCAUAUGUAUCAUCACAUAUAUGUAGUUUGGCACAGACAAAUCACACCACAAGCGUAAAUACAUUGACAUAAGAUUGUUGUAAUGAAAUAUGACAUUUCAUAUAAAUAUAGUUUCAUGCUUGUGCCAUUUCUAUCACCAAUUGAAUGUGGUAUGUAAUUAUUAACGUUAAUGUGAGUUAUGUAAAUCAUCAUGAACAAUAACUUAUAGUACAUGUACUUAAAACGUCGUGUAAAUGUAUUUCACACAGUUCAUUAACGAUUAUCAGUGUCUUUUGUACCGAUUUUUAAUGCUAUCACCAUUUGUAUUGAAAUUACAAUAAUGCCAAUUACUGUAAUAGUGGGAUCGAACAAAAUGCUGUUACAAUGAAAAA